AUGGAAGGAGGGAGAAUAGGGCGGGGUGAUGGAAAGCGGGAGAAUUGGGCCCCAUUCUCCCGCUUUCCAUCACCCCGCCCCAUUCUCCCGCUUUCCAUCACCCCGCCCCAUUCUCCCGCUUUCUAUCACCCCGCUCCAUUCUCCCGCUUUCCAUCAACCCGCCCCAUUCUCCCGCUUUCUAUCACCCCGCCCCAUUCUCCCUCUUUCCUUCACCCCGCCCCAUUCUCCCGCUUCCCAUCACCCCGUCCCAUUCUCCCUCUUCCCAUCACCCCACCCCAUUCUCCCGCUUUCGAUCACCCCACCCCAUUCUCCCGCUUUUUAUCAUCCCGCCCCAUUCUCCCGCUUUCCUUCACCCCGCCCCAUUCCCUGGCUUCCCAUCACCCUGCCCCAUUCUCCCUCUUCCCAUCACCCCGCCCCAUUCUCCCGCUUUCCAUCACCCCGCCCCAUUCUCUCGCUUUCCAUCACCGCGCCCCAUUCUCCCCCAUCACCCCACCCCAUUCUCCUGCUUUCCAUCACCCCGCCCCAUUCUACCUCUUUCCAUCACCCUGCCCCAUUCUCCCGCUUUCCAUCACCCCGCCCCAUUCUCCCGCUUUCCAUCACCCCGCCCCAUUCUCCCUCUUUCCAUCAUCCCGGCCCUUUCUCUCGCUUUUCAUCACCCCGCCCCAUUCUCCCUCUUUCCAACACCCCGCCUUAUUCUCCCUCUUUCCAUCACCCCGCCCCAUUCUCCCGCUUUCCAUCACCCCGCCCCAUUCUCCCGCUUUCUUUCACCCCGCUCCAUUCUCCCGCUUUCCAUCACCUCGCCCCAUUCUCCCGCUUUCCAUUACCCCGCCCUAUUCUCCCGCUUUCCAUCAACCCGCCCAUUCUCCUGCUUUCCAUCACCCCGCGCCAUUCUCCUGCUUUCCAUCACCCCGCCCCAUUGUCCCUUUUUCCAUCACCCCGCCCCAUUCUCCCGCUUUCCACCACCCCGCUCCAUUCUCUUGCAUUCCAUCACCCCGCCCAAUUCUCCCUCUUUCCAUCACCCCUCCCCAUUCUCCCUCUUUCCAUCACCUCGCCCCAUUCUCCCGCUUUCCAUCACCCCACCCCAUUCUCCCGCUUUCCAUCAACCCGCCCUAUUCUUCCGCUUUCCUUCACCUCGCCCCAUUCCCCUGCAUCCCAUCACCCCGGCCCAUUCGCCCUCUUCCCAUCACCCCGCCUCAUUCUCCCGCUUUCCAUCACCCCGCCCCAUUCUCCUGCUUUCCAUCACCCCGCCCCAUUCUCCCGCAUUCCAUCACCCCGCCCAAUUCUGCCUCUUUCCAUCACCCCUCCCCAUUCUCCCUCUUUUUACCCCGCCCCAUUCUCCCGCUUUCCAUCACCCCGCCCCAUUCUCCCUCUUUUCAUCACCCCGCCCCAUUCUCCCGCUUUCCAUCACCCUGCCCUAUUCUCCCUUUUCCAUCACCCCGCCCCAUUCUCCCGCUUUCCAUCACCCCGUUCCAUUCUCCCGCUUCCCAUCACCCCACCCCAUUCUCCCGCUUUCCAUCACCCCGCCACAUUCUCCCACUUUCCAUCACCCCGCCCCCUUCUCUCUCCUUCCAUCACCCCACCCCAUUCUCUCCCCUUCCAUCACCCCGCCCCAUUCUCCCGCUUUUCAUCAGCCCGCCCCAUUCUCCCGUUUUCCAUCACCCCUCCCCUUUCUCCCGCUUUCCAUCUCCCCGCCCCAUUCUCCCGCUUCCCAUCACCCCGCCCCAUUCUCCCGCUUUCCAUCACCCCGCCCCAUUCUUCCGCGUCCCAUCAUCCCGCCCCAUUCUCCCGCUUUCCAUCACCCCUCCCCAUUCUCCCUCCUUCCAUCACCCCGCCCCAUUCUCUCGCUUUCCAUCACCCCGCCCCAUUCUCCCGCUUUCCAUCACCCCGCCCCAUUGUCCCGCUUUCCAUCACUUAGCCCCAUUCUCCCGCCUUCCAUCAUCCAGCCCCAUUCUCCCGCUUUCCAUCACCCCGCCCCAUUCUCCCGCUUUCCAUCACUCCGCCCCAUUCUCCCGCUUUCCAUCACCCCGACCCAUUCUCCCACUUUCCAUCACCCCGCCCCAUUCUCCCUCCUUCCAUCACCCCGCCUCAUUCUCCCUCCUUCCAUCACCCCGCCCCAUUCGCCCGCUUUCCAUCACCCGCCCCAUUCUCCCGCUUUCCAUCACCCAGCCCCAUUCUCCCGCUUUCCAUCACCCCACCCCAUUUUCCCGCUUUCCAUCACCCCGCCCCAUUCUCCCUCCUUCCAUCACCCCGCACCAUUCUCCCGCUUUCCAUCACCCCGCCCCAUUAUCCCGCUUUCCAUCACCCAGCCCCAUUCUCCCGCUUUCCAUCACCCCGCCCCAUUCUCCCGCUUUCCAUCACCCCACCCCAUUCUCCCUCCUUCCAUCACCCCGCCCCAUUCUCCCUCCUUCCAUCACCCCGCCCCAUUCUCCCGCUUUCCAUCACCCAGCCCCAUUCUCCCUCCUUCCAUCACCCUGCCCCAUUCUCCCUCCUUCCAUCACCCCGCCCCAUUCUCCCUCCUUCCAUCACUCCGCCCCAUUCUCCCUCCCUCCAUCACCCCGCCCCAUUUUCCCGCUUUCCAUAACCCCACCCCAUUCUCUCGCUUUCCAUCACCCCCCCCAUUCUCCCGCCUUCCAUCAUCCCGCCCCAUUCUCCCGCUUUCCAUCACCCCGCCCCAUUCUCCCGCUUUCCAUCACUCCGCCCCAUUCUCCCGCUUUCCAUCACCCCGACCCAUUCUCCCACUUUCCAUCACCCCGCCCCAUUCUCCCUCCUUCCAUCACCCCGCCUCAUUCUCCCUCCUUCCAUCACCCCGCCCCAUUCGCCCGCUUUCCAUCACCCGCCCCAUUCUCCCGCUUUCCAUCACCCAGCCCCAUUCUCCCGCUUUCCAUCACCCCGCCCCAUUUUCCCGCUUUCCAUCACCCCGCCCCAUUCUCCCUCCUUCCAUCACCCCGCCCCAUUCUCCCGCUUUCCAUCAUCCCGCCCCAUUAUCCCGCUUUCCAUCACCCAGCCCCAUUCUCCCUCCUUCCAUCACCCCGCCCCAUUCUCCCUCCUUCCAUCACCCCGCCCCAUUCUCCCGCUUUCCAUCACCCAGCCCCAUUCUCCCUCCUUCCAUCACCCUGCCCCAUUCUCCCUCCUUCCAUCACCCCGCCCCAUUCUCCCUCCUUCCAUCACUCCGCCCCAUUCUCCCUCCCUCCAUCACCCCGCCCCAUUUUCCCGCUUUCCAUAACCCCACCCCAUUCUCUCGCUUUCCAUCACCCCGUCAAAUUCUCCCGCUUUCUAUCACCCCGCCCCAUUCUCCCUCCUUCCAUCAACCCGCCCCAUUCUCCCGCUUUCCAUCACCCCGCCCCAUUGUCCCGCUUUCCAUCACUUAGCCCCAUUCUCCCGCCUUCCAUCAUCCCGCCCCAUUCUCCCGCUUUCCAUCACCCCGCCCCAUUCUCCCGCUUUCCAUCACUCCGCCCCAUUCUCCCGCUUUCCAUCACCCCGACCCAUUCUCCCACUUUCCAUCACCCCGCCCCAUUCUCCCUUCUUCCAUCACCCCACCUCAUUCUCCCUCCUUCCAUCACCCCGCCCCAUUCGCCCGCUUUCCAUCACCCGCCCCAUUCUCCCGCUUUCCAUCACCCAGCCCCAUUCUCCCGCUUUCCAUCACCCCGCCCCAUUUUCCCGCUUUCCAUCACCCCGCCCCAUUCUCCCUCCUUCCAUCACCCCGCCCCAUUCUCCCGCUUUCCAUCACCCCGCCCCAUUAUCCCGCUUUCCAUCACCCAGCCCCAUUCUCCCGCUUUCCAUCACCCCGCCCCAUUCUCCCGCUUUCCAUCACCCCACCCCAUACUCCCUCCUUCCAUCACCCCGCCCCAUUCUCCCUCCUUCCAUCACCCCGCCCCAUUCUCCCGCUUUCCAUCACGCAGCCCCAUUCUCCCUCCUUCCAUCACCCUGCCCCAUUCUCCCUCCUUCCAUCACCCCGCCCCAUUCUCCCUCCUUCCAUCACUCCGCCCCAUUCUCCCUCCUUCCAUCACCCCGCCCCAUUUUCCCGCUUUCCAUAACCCCACCCCAUUCUCUCGCUUUCCAUCACCCCGUCAAAUUCUCCCGCUUUCUAUCACCCCGCCCCAUUCUCCCUCCUUCCAUCACCCCGCCCCAUUCUCCCGAUUUCCAUCACCCCGCCCCAUUCUCUCGCUUUCCAUCACCCCGCCCCAUUCUCCCGCUUUCCAUCACCCCGCCCCAUUCUCCCGAUUUCCAUCACCCCGCCCCAUUCUCUCGCUUUCCAUCACCCCGCCCCAUUCUCCCGCUUUCCAUCAUCCCGCCCCAUUCUCCCUCCUUCCAUCACCCCGCCCUAUUCUUCCGCUUCCCAUCAUCCCGCCCCAUUCCCCCGCUUUCCAUCACCCCUCCCCAUGCUCCCUCCUUCCAUCACCCCGCCCCAUUCUCUCGCUUUCCAUCACCCCGCCCCAUUCUCCCGCUGUCCAUCACCCCGCCCCAUUCUCCCGCUUUCCAUCACUCUGCCCCAUUAUCCCUUCUUCCAUCACCCCGCCCCAUUCUCCCUCCUUCCAUCACCCCGCCCCAUUCUCCCGCUUUCCAUCACCCCGCCUCAUUCUCCCGCUUCCCAUAACCCCACCCCAUUCUCCCGCUUUUCAUCACCCCGCCACAUUCUCCCACUUUCCAUCAGCCCGCCCCAUUCUCUCUCCUUCCAUCACCCCGCCCCAUUCUCCCUCCUUCCAUCACCCUGCCCCAUUCUCCCGCUUUCCAUCAGCCUGCCCCAUUCUCCCGCUUACCAUCACCCCUCCCCUUUCUCCCGCUUUCCAUCUCCCCGCCCCAUUCUCCCGCUUUCCAUCACCCCGCCCCAUUCUCCCGCUUUCCAUCACCGCGCCCCAUUCUUCCGCUUCCCUUUUUCCAUCACCCCGCCCCAUUCUCCCGCUUUCCAUCACCCUGCCCCAUUUUCACUCUUUCCAUCACCCCGCUCCAUUCUCCCGCUUUCCAUCACCCCGCCCAAUUCUCCCUCUUUCCAUCACCCCUCCCCAUUCUCCCUCUUUCCAUCUCCCCGCCCCAUUCUCCCGCUUUCCAUCACCCCGCCCCAUUCUCCCUCUUUCCAUCACCCGGCCCCAUUCUCCCUCUUUCCAUCACCCCGCUCCAUUCUCCCGCUUUCCAUCACCCCACCCCAUUCUCCCGCUUUCCAUCACCCCGUCCCAUUCUCCCUCUUUCCAUCACCCCGCCCCAUUCGCCCGCUUUCCAUCAACCCGCCCCAUUCUUCCUCUUUCCAUCUCCCCGCCCCAUUCUCCCUCUUUCCAUCACCCCGCCCCAUUCUCCCGAUUUCCGUCACCCCGCCCCAUUCUCCCUCUUUCCAUCACCCCGCCCCAUUCUCCCGAUUUCCGUCACCCCGCCCCAUUCUCCCUCUUUCCAUCACCCCGCCCCAUUCUUCCUCUUUCCAUCACCCGGCCCCAUUCUCCCUCUUUCCAUCACCCCGCCCCAUUCUCCCGCUUUCCAUCACCCCGCCCCUUUCUCCCGCUUUCCAUCACCCCCCCGCCCCAUUCUCUCUCCUUCCAUCACCCCGCCCCAUUCUCCCUCCUUCCAUCACCCUGCCCCAUUCUCCCGCUUUCCAUCAGCCCGCCCCAUUCUCCCGCUUACCAUCACCCCUCCCCUUUCUCCCGCUUUCCAUCUCCCCGCCCCAUUCUCCCGCUUUCCAUCACCCCGCCCCAUUCUCCCGCUUUCCAUCACCGCGCCCCAUUCUUCCGCUUCCCUUUUUCCAUCACCCCGCCCCAUUCUCCCGCUUUCCAUCACCCUGCCCCAUUUUCACUCUUUCCAUCACCCCGCUCCAUUCUCCCGCUUUCCAUCACCCCGCCCAAUUCUCCCUCUUUCCAUCACCCCUCCCCAUUCUCCCUCUUUCCAUCUCCCCGCCCCAUUCUCCCGCUUUCCAUCACCCCGCCCCAUUCUCCCUCUUUCCAUCACCCGGCCCCAUUCUCCCUCUUUCCAUCACCCCGCUCCAUUCUCCCGCUUUCCAUCACCCCACCCCUUUCUCCCGCUUUCCAUCACCCCGUCCCAUUCUCCCUCUUUCCAUCACCCCGCCCUAUUCGCCCGCUUUCCAUCACCCCGCCCCAUUCUUCCUCUUUCCAUCUCCCCGCCCCAUUCUCCCUCUUUCCAUCACCCCACCCCAUUCUUCCUCUUUCCAUCUCCCCGCCCCAUUCUCCCUCUUUCCAUCACCCCGCCCCAUUCUCCCGAUUUCCGUCAUCCCUGCCCCAUUCUCCCUCUUUCCAUCACCCCGCCCCAUUCUCCCUCUUUCCAUCACCCCGACCCAUUCUCCCUCUUUCCAUCACCCCGCCCCAUUCUCCCUCUUUCCAUCACCCCGCCCCAUUCUCCCGCUUUCCAUCACCCCGCCCCAUUCUCCCGCUUUCCAUCACCCUGCCCCAUUCUCCCUCUUUCCAUCACCCCGCCCCAUUCUCCCGCUUUCCAUCACCCCGCCCCAUUCUCCCGCUUUCCAUCACCCCGCCCCAUUCUCCCUCUUUCCAUCACCCCGCCCCAUUCUCCCAAUUUCCGUCACCCCGCCCCAUUCUCCCUCUUUCCAUCACCCCGCCCCAUUCUCCCGAUUUCCGUCACCCCGCCCCAUUCUCCCUCUUUCCAUCACCCCGCCCCAUUCUCCCUCUUUCCAUCUCCCCGCCCCAUUCUCCCUCUUUCCAUCACCCUGCCCCAUUCUCCCUCUUUCCAUCACCCCGCCCCAUUCUCCCUCUUGCCAUCACCCCGCCCCAUUCUCCCGAUUUCCGUCACCUCGCCCCAUUCUCCCUCUUUCCAUCACCCCGCCCCAUUCUCCUGAUUUCCGUCAUCUUGCCCCAUUCUCCCUCUUUCCAUCACCCCGCCCCAUUCUCCCUCUUUCCAUCACCCCGACCCAUUCUCCCGCUUUCCAUCACCCCGCCCCAUUCUCCCUCUUUCCAUCACCCCGCCCCAUUCUCCCGCUUUCCAUCACCCCGCCCCAUUCUCCCGCUUUCCAUCACCCCGCCCCAUUCUCCCUCUUUCCAUCACCCCGCCCCGUUCUCCCGCUUUCCAUCACCCCGCCCCAUUCUCCCGCUUUCCAUCACCCCGCCCCAUUCUCCCGCUUUCCAUCACCCCGCCCCAUUCUCCCGCUUUCCAUCACCCCGCCCAAUUCUCCCUCUUUCCAUCACCCCUCCCCAUUCUCCCUCUUUCCAUCAUCACGCCCCAUUCUCCCGAUUUCCAUCACCCCGCCCCAUUCUCCCUCUUUCCAUUACCCCGCCCCAUUUUCCUGCUUUCCAUCACCCCGCCCCGUUCUCCCUCUUUCCAUCACCCCGCCCCAUUCUCCCGCUUUCUAUAACCCCACCCGAUUCUCCCACUUUCCAUCACCCUGCUCCAUUCUCCGCUUUCCAUCACCCCGCCCAAUUCUCCCGCUUUCCAUCACCCCUCUCCAUUCUCCCUCUUUCCAUCUCCCCGCCCCAUUCUCCCUCUUUCCAUCACCCCGUCCAACUCUCCCUCCUUCCGUCACCCCGCCCCAUUCUCCCUGUUUCCAUCACCUCGCCCCAUUCUCCCUCUUUCCAUCACCCCGCCCCAUUCUCCCUCUUUCCAUCACCUCGCCCCGUUCUCCCGCCUUUCAUCACCCCGCCCCAUUCCUCUCGCUUUCCAUCACCCCGCCCAAUUCUCCCCGCUUUCCAUCAACCCGCCCCGUUCUCCCGCUUUCCAUCACCCCUCCCCAUUCUCCCUCUUUCCAUCACCGCGCCCCAUUCUCCCGCUUUCCAUCACCCCGCCCGAUUCUCCCUCUUUCAUCACCCCGCCCCAUUCUCCCGCUUUCCAUCACCCCGCCCAAUUCUCCCGCUUUCCAUCACCCCGCCCCAUUCUCCCGCCUUCCAUCACCUCGCCCCAUUCUCCCUCUUUCCAUCACCCCGCCCCAUUCUCACGCUUUCCAUCACCCCGCCCCAAUCUCCCUCUUUCUAUCACCCCGCCCCACUCUCCCACUUUCCAUCACCCCGCCCCAUUCUCCCUCUAUCUAUCACCCCACCCCAUUCUCUCGCUUUCCAUCACCCCGCCUUAUUCUCCCGUUUUCCAUCACCCCGCCCCAUUCUCCCGCUUUCCAUCACCCCGCCCCAUUCUUCCGAUUUCCAUCACCCCGCCCCAUUCUCCCGCUUUCCAUCACCCCGGCCCAUUCUCCCGCUUUCCAUCACCCUGCCCCAUUCUCACUCUUUCCAUCACCCCGCCCCAUUCUCCCUCUUUCCAUCACCCCGCCCCAUUCUCCCUCUUUCCAUCACCCUGCCCCAUUCUCCCGCUUUCCACCACCCCGCUCCAUUCUCCCGCUUUCCAUCACCCCGCCCAAUUCUCCCGCUUUCCAUCACCACGCCCCAUUUUCCCUCUUUCCAUCACCCCGCCCCAUUCUCCCGCUUUCCAUCAUCCCGCCCCAUUCUCCCGCUUUCCAUCACCCCGCUCCAUUCUCCCGCUUUCCAUCACCCCGCCCAAUUCUCCCUCUUUCUAUCACCCCUCUCUAUUCUCCCUCUUUCCAUCACCCCGCCCCAUUCUCCCGCUUUCCAUCACCCCGCCCCAUUCUCCCUCUUUCCAUCACCCCGCCCCAUUCUCCCUCUUUCCAUCACCCCGCCCCAUUUUCCCGCUUUCCAUCACCCCGCCCCAUUCUCCCUCUUUCUAUCACCCCGCCCCAUUCUCCCGCAUUCCAUCACCCCGCCCCAUUCUCCCGCUUUCCAUCACCCCGCUCCAUUCUCCCGCUUUCCAUCACCCCGCCCAAUUCUCCCUCUUUCCAUCACCCCUCCCCAUUCUCCCUCUUUCCAUCAACCCGCCCCAUUCUCCCGCUUUCCAUCACCCCGCACCAUUCUCCCUCUUUCUAUCACCCCACCCCAUUCUCCUGCUUUCCAUCACCCCGCCCGCUUUCCAUCGCCCCGCUCCAUUCUCCCGAUUUCCAUCACCCCGCCCAAUUCUCCAUCUUUCCAUCACCCCUCCCCAUUCUCCCUCUUUCCAUCAAACCGCCCCAUUCUCCCGCUUUCCAUCACCCCGGCCCAUUCUCCCUCUUUCCAUCACCCCGCCCCAUUCUCUCGCUUUCCAUCACCCCGCCCCAUUCUCCCUCUUUCCAUCACCCCGCCCCAUUCUCCCGCUUUCCAUCACCCGCCCUAUUCUCCCGCUUUCCAUCACCCCGCCCCAUUCUCCCUCUUUCCAUCACCCCGCCCCAUUCUCGCGCUUUCCAUCACCCGACCCCAUUCACCCGAUUUGCAUCACCCCGCCCCAUUUUCCCGCCUUCCAUCACCCCGCCCCGUUCUCCCUCUUUCCAUCAUCCCGCCCCAUUCUCCCGCUUUCCAUCACCCCGUCCCAUUCUCCCUCUUUUCAUCACCCCGCCCCAUUCCCCCGCUUUCCAUCACCCCGCCCCAUUCUCCCGCUUUCCAUCACCUCGCCCUAUUUUCUCUCUUUUCAUCACCCCGCCCCAUUCUCCCGCUUUCCAUCACCCCGCCCCAUUCUCCCGCUUUCCAUCACCCCGCUCCAUUCUCCCGCUCUCCAUCAACCCGCCCAAUUCUCCCUCUUUCCAUCAUCCCUCCCCAUUCUCCCUCUUUCCAUCACCCCGCCCCAUUCUCCCGCUUUCCAUCACCCCGCUCCAUUCUGCCGCUUUCCAUCACCCCGCCCAAUUCUCCCUCUUUCCAUCACCCCUCCCCAUUCUCCCUCUUUCCAUCAACCCGCCUCAUUCUCCCGCUUUCCAUCGCCCCGCACCAUUCUCCCUCUUUCCAUCACCCCGCCCCAUUCUCUCGCUUUCCAUCACCCCGGCCCAUUCUCCCUCUUUCCAUCACCCCGCCCCAUUCUCCCGCUUUCCAUCACCCGCCCCAUUCUCCCGCUUUCCAUCACCCCGCCCCAUUCUCCCUCUUUCCAUCACCCCGCCCCAUUCUCCCGCUUUCCAUCACCCCACCCCAUUCACCCGAUUUGCAUCACCCCGCCCCAUUCUCCCGCCUUCCAUCACCCCACCCCAUUCUCCCUCUUUCCAUCAUCCCGCCCCAUUCUUACGCUUUCCAUCACCCCGUCCCAUUCUCCCUCUUUUCAUCACCCCGCCCCAUUCUCCCGCUUUCCAUCACACCACCCCAUUCUCCCGCUUUCCAUCACCUCGCCCUAUUUUCUCUCUUUUCAUCACCCCGCCCCAUUCUCCCGCUUUCCAUCACCCCGCCCCAUUCUCCCGCUUUCCAUCACCCCGCUCCAUUCUCCCGCUUUCCAUCAACCCGCCCAAUUCUCCCUCUUUCCAUCAUCCCUCCCCAUUCUCCCUCUUUCCAUCACCCCGCACCAUUCUCCCGCUUUCCAUCACCCCGCUCCAUUCUCCCGCUUUCCAUCACCCCGCCCAAUUCUCCCUCUUUCCAUCACCCCUCCCCAUUCUCCCUCUUUCCAUCAACCCGCCCCAUUCUCCCGCUUUCCAUCACCCCGCACCAUUCUCCCUCUUUCCAUCACCCCGCCCCAUUCUCUCGCUUUCCAUCACCCCGCCCCAUUCUCCCUCUUUCCAUCACCCCGCCCCAUUCUCCCUCUUUCCAUCACCCCGCACCAUUCUCCCUCUUUCCAUCACCUGGCCCCAUUCUCUCGCUUUCCAUCACCCCGCCCCAUUCUCCCUCUAUCCAUCACCCCGCCCCAUUCUCCCGCUUUCCAUCACCCCGCCCCAUUCUCCCGCUUUCCAUCACCCCACCCCAUUCUCUCGAUUUGCAUCACCCCGCCCCAUUCUCCCGCCUUCCAUCACCCCGCCCCAUUCUCCCUCUUUCCAUCACCCCGCCCCGUUCUCCUGCUUUCCAUCACCCCGCCCCAUUCUCCCUCUUUCUAUCACCCCGCCCCAUUCUCCCGCUUUCCAUCACCCCGCCCGCUUUCCAUCACCCCGCUCCAUUCUCCCGAUUUCCAUCACCCCGCCCAAUUCUCCCUCUUUCCAUCACCCCUCCCCAUUCUCCCUCUUUCCAUCAAACCGCCCCAUUCUCCCGCUUUCCAUCAGCCCGGCCCAUUCUCCCUCUUUCCAUCACCCCACCCCAUUCUCUCGCUUUCCAUCACCCCGCCCCAUUCUCCCUCUUUCCAUCACCUCGCCCCAUUCUCCCGCUUUCCAUCACCCGCCCCAUUCUCCCGCUUUCCAUCACCCCGCCCCAUUCUCCCUCUUUCCAUCACCCGGCCCCAUUCUCCGGCUUUCCAUCACCCCACCCCAUUCUCCCGAUUUGCAUCACCCCGCCCCAUUCUCCCGCCUUCCAUCAGCCCGCCCCAUUCUCCCUCUUUCCAUCACCCCGCCCCAUUCUCCCGCUUUCCAUCACCCGCCCCAUUCUCCCUCUUUCCAUCACCCCACCCCAUUCACCCGAUUUGCAUCACCCCGCCCCAUUCUCCCGCUUUCCAUCACCCCGCCCCAUUCUCCCUCUUUCCAUCAUCCCGCCCCAUUCUUACGCUUUCCAUCACCCCGUCCCAUUCUCCCUCUUUUCAUCACCCCGCCCCAUUCUCCCGCUUUCCAUCACACCACCCCAUUCUCCCGCUUUCCAUCACCUCGCCCUAUUUUCUCUCUUUUCAUCACCCCGCCCCAUUCUCCCGCUUUCCAUCACCCCGCCCCAUUCUCCCGCUUUCCAUCACCCCGCUCCAUUCUCCCGCUUUCCAUCAACCCGCCCAAUUCUCCCUCUUUCCAUCAUCCCUCCCCAUUCUCCCUCUUUCCAUCACCCCGCCCCAUUCUCCCGCUUUCCAUCACCCCGCUCCAUUCUCCCUCUUUCCAUCACCCCGCCCAAUUCUCCCUCUUUCCAUCACCCCUCCCCAUUCUCCCUCUUUCCAUCAACCCGCCCCAUUCUCCCGCUUUCCAUCACCCCGCACCAUUCUCCCUCUUUCCAUCACCCCGCCCCAUUCUCUCGCUUUCCAUCACCCCGUCCCAUUCUCCCUCUUUCCAUCACCCCGCCCCAUUCUCCCGCUCUCCAUCACUCGCCCCAUUCUCCCGCUUUCCAUCAUCCCGCCCCAUUCUCCCUCUAUCCAUCACCCCGCCCAAUUCUCCCUCUUUCCAUCAUCCCUCCCCAUUCUCCCUCUUUCCAUCACCCCGCCCCAUUCUCCCUCUUUCCAUCACCCCGCACCAUUCUCCCUCUUUCCAUCACCUGGCCCCAUUCUCUCGCUUUCCAUCACCCCGCCCCAUUCUCCCUCUAUCCAUCACCCCGCCCCAUUCUCCCGCUUUCCAUCACCCCGCCCCAUUCUCCCGCUUUCCAUCUCCCCACCCCAUUCUCUCGAUUUGCAUCACCCCGCCCCAUUCUCCCGCCUUCCAUCACCCCGCCCCAUUCUCCCUCUUUCCAUCACCCCGCCCCGUUCUCCUGCUUUCCAUCACCCCGCCCCAUUCUCCCUCUUUCUAUCACCCCGCCCCAUUCUCCCGCUUUCCAUCACCCCGCCCGCUUUCCAUCACCCCGCUCCAUUCUCCCGAUUUCCAUCACCCCGCCCAAUUCUCCCUCUUUCCAUCACCCCUCCCCAUUCUCCCUCUUUCCAUCAAACCGCCCCAUUCUCCCGCUUUCCAUCAGCCCGGCCCAUUCUCCCUCUUUCCAUCACCCCACCCCAUUCUCUCGCUUUCCAUCACCCCGCCCCAUUCUCCCUCUUUCCAUCACCUCGCCCCAUUCUCCCGCUUUCCAUCACCCGCCCCAUUCUCCCGCUUUCCAUCACCCCGCCCCAUUCUCCCUCUUUCCAUCACCCGGCCCCAUUCUCCGGCUUUCCAUCACCCCACCCCAUUCUCCCGAUUUGCAUCACCCCGCCCCAUUCUCCCGCCUUCCAUCAGCCCGCCCCAUUCUCCCUCUUUCCAUCACCCCGCCCCAUUCUCCCGCUUUCCAUCACCCGCCCCAUUCUCCCGCUUUCCAUCAUCCCGCCCCAUUCUCCCUUUAUCCAUCACCCCGCCCCAUUCUCCCGCCUUCCAUCACCUCGCCCCAUUCUCCCGCUUUCCAUCACCCCGCCCCAUUCUCCCGCUUUCCAUCACCCCACCCCAUUCUCUCGAUUUGCAUCACCCCGCCCCAUUCUCCCGCCUUCCAUCACCCCGCCCCAUUCUCCCUCUUUCCAUCACCCCGCCCCGUUCUCCUGCUUUCCAUCACCCCGCCCCAUUCUCCCUCUUUCCAUCACCCCACCCCAUUCUCUCGCUUUCCAUCACCCCGCCCCAUUCUCCCUCUUUCCAUCACCCCGCCCCAUUCUCCCGCUUUCCAUCACCCGCCCCAUUCUCUCGCUUUCCAUCACCCCGCCCCAUUCUCCCUCUUUCCAUCACCCCGCCCCAUUCUCCCGCUUUCCAUCACCCCACCCCAUUCUCCCGAUUUGCAUCACCCCGCCCCAUUCUCCCGCCUUCCAUCAGCCCGCCCCAUUCUCCCUCUUUCCAUCACCCCGCCCCAUUCUCCCGCUUUCCAUCACCCCGCCCCAUUCUCCCUCUUUCCAUCACCCCGCCCCAUUCUCCCGCUUUCCAUCACACCACCCCAUUCUCCCGCUUUCCAUCACCUCGCCCUUUUUUCUCUCUUUUCAUCACCCCGCCCCAUUCUCCCGCUUUCCAUCACCCCGCCCCAUUCUCCCGCUUUCCAUCACCCCGCUCCAUUCUCCCGCUUUCCAUCAACCCGCCCAAUUCUCCCUCUUUCCAUCAUCCCUCUCCAUUCUCCCUCUUUCCAUCACCCCGCCCCAUUCUCCCGCUUUCCAUCACCCCGCGCCAUUCUCCCGCUUUCCAUCACCCCGCCCGAUUCUCCCGCUUUCCAUCACCCCGCCCCAUUCUCCCUCUUUCCAUCACCUCGCCCCAUUCUCCUGCUUUCCAUCACCCCGCCCCAUUCUCCCGCUUUCAAUCACCCCACCCCAUUCUCUCGCUUUCCAUCACCCCGCCCCAUUCUCCCUCUUUCCAUCACCUCGCCCCAUUCUCCCGCUUUCCAUCACCCGCCCCAUUCUCCCGCUUUCCAUCACCCCGCCCCAUUCUCCCUCUUUCCAUCACCCGGCCCCAUUCUCCGGCUUUCCAUCACCCCACCCCAUUCUCCCGAUUUGCAUCACCCCACCCCAUUCUCCCGCCUUCCAUCAGCCCGCCCCAUUCUCCCUCUUUCCAUCACCCCGCCCCAUUCUCCCGCUUUCCAUCACCCGCCCCAUUCUCCCGCUUUCCAUCACCCCACCCCAUUCACCCGAUUUGCAUCACCCCGCCCCAUUCUCCCGCCUUCCAUCACCCCGCCCCAUUCUCCCUCUUUCCAUCAUCCCGCCCCAUUCUUACGCUUUCCAUCACCCCGUCCCAUUCUCCCUCUUUUCAUCACCCCGCCCCAUUCUCCCGCUUUCCAUCACACCACCCCAUUCUCCCGCUUUCCAUCACCUCGCCCUAUUUUCUCUCUUUUCAUCACCCCGCCCCAUUCUCCCGCUUUCCAUCACCCCGCCCCAUUCUCCCGCUUUCCAUCACCCCGCUCCAUUCUCCCGCUUUCCAUCAACCCGCCCAAUUCUCCCUCUUUCCAUCAUCCCUCCCCGUUCUCCCUCUUUCCAUCACCCCGCCCCAUUCUCCCGCUUUCCAUCACCCCGCUCCAUUCUCCCGCUUUCCAUCACCCCGCCCAAUUCUCCCUCUUUCCAUCACCCCUCCCCAUUCUCCCUCUUUCCAUCAACCCGCCCCAUUCUCCCGCUUUCCAUCACCCCGCACCAUUCUCCCUCUUUCCAUCACCCCGCCCCAUUCUCUCGCUUUCCAUCACCCCGCCCCAUUCUCCCUCUUUCCAUCACCCCGCCCCAUUCUCCCGCUUUCCAUCACCCGCCCCAUUCUCCCGCUUUCCAUCAUCCCGCCCCAUUCUCCCUCUAUCCAUCACCCCGCCCAAUUCUCCCUCUUUCCAUCAUCCCUCCCCAUUCUCCCUCUUUCCAUCACCCCGCCCCAUUCUCCCUCUUUCCAUCACCCCGCACCAUUCUCCCUCUUUCCAUCACCUGGCCCCAUUCUCUGGCUCUCCAUCACCCCGCCCCAUUCUCCCUCUAUCCAUCACCCCGCCCCAUUCUCCCGCUUUCCAUCACCCCGCCCCAUUCUCCCGCUUUCCAUCACCCCACCCCAUUCUCUCGAUUUGCAUCACCCCGCCCCAUUCUCCCGCCUUCCAUCACCCCGCCCCAUUCUCCCUCUUUCCAUCACCCCGUCCCGUUCUCCUGCUUUCCAUCACCCCGCCCCAUUCUCCCUCUUUCUAUCACCCCGCCCCAUUCUCCCGCUUUCCAUCACCCCGCCCGCUUUCCAUCACCCCGCUCCAUUCUCCCGAUUUCCAUCACCCCGCCCAAUUCUCCCUCUUUCCAUCACCCCUCCCCAUUCUCCCUCUUUCCAUCAAACCGCCCCAUUCUCCCGCUUUCCAUCAGCCCGGCCCAUUCUCCCUCUUUCCAUCACCCCACCCCAUUCUCUCGCUUUCCAUCACCCCGCCCCAUUCUCCCUCUUUCCAUCACCUCGCCCCAUUCUCCCGCUUUCCAUCACCCGCCCCAUUCUCCCGCUUUCCAUCACCCCGCCCCAUUCUCCCUCUUUCCAUCACCCGGCCCCAUUCUCCGGCUUUCCAUCACCCCACCCCAUUCUCCCGAUUUGCAUCACCCCGCCCCAUUCUCCCGCCUUCCAUCAGCCCGCCCCAUUCUCCCUCUUUCCAUCACCCCGCCCCAUUCUCCCGCUUUCCAUCACCCGCCCCAUUCUCCCGCUUUCCAUCAUCCCGCCCCAUUCUCCCUUUAUCCAUCACCCCGCCCCAUUCUCCCGCCUUCCAUCACCUCGCCCCAUUCUCCCGCUUUCCAUCACCCCGCCCCAUUCUCCCGCUUUCCAUCACCCCACCCCAUUCUCUCGAUUUGCAUCACCCCGCCCCAUUCUCCCGCCUUCCAUCACCCCGCCCCAUUCUCCCUCUUUCCAUCACCCCGCCCCGUUCUCCUGCUUUCCAUCACCCCGCCCCAUUCUCCCUCUUUCCAUCACCCCACCCCAUUCUCUCGCUUUCCAUCACCCCGCCCCAUUCUCCCUCUUUCCAUCACCCCGCCCCAUUCUCCCGCUUUCCAUCACCCGCCCCAUUCUCUCGCUUUCCAUCACCCCGCCCCAUUCUCCCUCUUUCCAUCACCCCGCCCCAUUCUCCCGCUUUCCAUCACCCCACCCCAUUCUCCCGAUUUGCAUCACCCCGCCCCAUUCUCCCGCCUUCCAUCAGCCCGCCCCAUUCUCCCUCUUUCCAUCACCCCGCCCCAUUCUCCCGCUUUCCAUCACCCCGCCCCAUUCUCCCUCUUUCCAUCACCCCGCCCCAUUCUCCCGCUUUCCAUCACACCACCCCAUUCUCCCGCUUUCCAUCACCUCGCCCUUUUUUCUCUCUUUUCAUCACCCCGCCCCAUUCUCCCGCUUUCCAUCACCCCGCCCCAUUCUCCCGCUUUCCAUCACCCCGCUCCAUUCUCCCGCUUUCCAUCAACCCGCCCAAUUCUCCCUCUUUCCAUCAUCCCUCCCCAUUCUCCCUCUUUCCAUCACCCCGCCCCAUUCUCCCGCUUUCCAUCACCCCGCGCCAUUCUCCCGCUUUCCAUCACCCCGCCCGAUUCUCCCGCUUUCCAUCACCCCGCCCCAUUCUCCCUCUUUCCAUCACCUCGCCCCAUUCUCCUGCUUUCCAUCACCCCGCCCCAUUCUCCCGCUUUCAAUCACCCGCCCCAUUCUCCCGCUUUCCAUCACCCUGCCCAUUCUCCCUCUUUCCAUCACCCCGCCCCAUUCUCCCUCUUUCCAUCACUCCGCCCCAUUCUCCCUCUAUCCAUCACCCCGCCCAAUUCUCCCGCUUUCCAUCACCUCGUCCCAUUCUCCCGCUUUCCAUCACCCGCCCCAUUCUCCCGCUUUCCAUCACCCCGCCCCAUUCUCCCGCUUUCCACCACCCCGCGCCAUGCUCCCGCUUUCCAUCACCCCGCUUCAUUCUCCCUCUUUCCAUCACCCUGCCCCAUUCUCCCGCUUUCCAUCACCCCGCCCCAUUCUCCCUCUUUCCAUCACUCCGCCCCAUUCUCCCUCUAUCCAUCACCCCGCCCAAUUCUCCCGCUUUCCAUCACCUCGUCCCAUUCUCCCGCUUUCCAUCACCCGCCCCAUUCUCCCGCUUUCCAUCACCCCGCCCCAUUCUCCCGCUUUCCACCACCCCGCGCCAUGCUCCCGCUUUCCAUCACCCCGCCCCAUUCUCCCUCUUUCCAUCACCCCGCCCCAUUCUCCCGCUUUCCAUCACCCCGCCCCAUUCUCCCUCUUUCCAUCACCCCGCCCCAUUCUCCCGCUUUCCAUCACUCCGCCCCAUUCUCCCGCUUUCCACCACCCCGCCCCAUUCUCCCGCUUUCCACCAGCCCGCCCCAUUCUCCCGCUUUCCAUCACCCCGCCCCAUUCUCCUGCUUUCCAUCACCCCGCCCCAUUCCCCCGCUUUCCAUCACCCCUCCCCAUUCUCCCUCGUUCCAUCACCCCGCUCCAUUCUCUCUCUUUCCAUCACCGCGCCCCAUUCUCCCGCUUUCCAUCACUCAGCCCCAUUCUCCCUCCUUCCAUCACCCUGCCCCAUUCUCCCGCUUUCCAUCACCCCGCCCCAUUCUCCCUCCUUCCAUCACCCCGCCCCAUUCUCCCUCAUUCCAUCACCCUGCCCCAUUCUCCCGCUUUCCAUCACCCCCCCCCAUUCUCCCGCUUCCCAUAACCCCACCCCAUUCUCCCGCUUUCCAUCACUCCGCCACAUUUUCCCACUUUCCAUCACCCCGCCCCCUUCUCUCUCCUUCCAUCACCCCGCCCCAUUCUCCCUCCUUCCAUCAACCCGCCCCAUUCUUCCGCUUUCUGUCACCCCGCCCCAUUUUCCUUCUUUCCAUCACCCCGCCCCAUUCUCCCGCUUUCCAUCACCCUGCCCCAAUCUCCCGCUUUCCAUCAUCCCACCCCAUUCUCCCUCCUUCCAUCACCCCGCCCCAUUCUCCCGCUUUCUAUCACCCCGCCCCAUUCUCCCGCUUUCCAUCACCCAGCCUCAUUCUCCCACUUUCCAUCACCCCGCCCCAUUCUCCCGCUUUCCAUCAUCCCGCCCCAUUCUCCUGCUUUCCAUCACCCCGCUGUUGGGCAUGGGAUAA
Molecule: messenger RNA, 17937 nt
Organism: Closterium sp. NIES-65
Lineage: Eukaryota; Viridiplantae; Streptophyta; Zygnematophyceae; Desmidiales; Closteriaceae
Source: the annotation of a GenBank genome assembly